AUGUCGAAGGACGAGGAAUGCACGAUCCCAGGCGUGAUAUAUGACGCGAAAACUGGCAAGAGUUAUAUGAAGGGCCGUUUCUUCGGCAAGGGUGGUUUUGCAAAAUGUUACGAGAUCACCGAAUCAAAGACGCAUCAAGUAUUUGCUGGGAAAAUUGUGCCAAAGUCGUUGAUGACGAAAAGCAAUCAAAGAGAGAAAAUGUUGCAAGAGAUUACAAUUCAUCAGACCCUAAAUCACAGACACAUUGUCGGUUUUCAUGGCUCUUUUGAUGACUCCCACAAUAUUUACAUUAUCCUGGAACUUUGUCGCAAGAGGUCAAUGAUGGAGUUGCACAAGCGCAGGAAAGCACUGUCGGAAUGCGAAACUCGAUACUUUAUGAAGCAAAUCUUGGACGGAGUCUUUUACCUGCACCAGCACAAAAUAAUCCAUCGCGACUUAAAGCUGGGCAAUCUGUUUUUGAACGAUGAGUUGCAAGUCAAGAUUGGUGAUUUUGGAUUGGCAACUAGACUGGAGCACGAGGGCGAACGAAAAAAGACUGUCUGUGGUACUCCGAAUUACAUAGCGCCGGAAGUACUGACCAAGAUUGGGCAUUCGUUCGAGGCCGAUGUAUGGAGCAUCGGAUGCAUAAUGUAUACUCUGCUCGUGGGCAAACCGCCCUUUGAAACCGCGAGCUUGAGGGAGACGUACGCCCGAAUCAAGCAGGUGCAGUACAAGACGCCGACACACAUCGGCAAACCCGCUAUGAACAUGGUGUCAAACAUGCUACAGCUAAAUCCGUCGAAACGUCCCUCCGUCCCCAGGCUGAUGAAAGAUGUCUUCUUCACUUCCGGUUACAUGCCGACGAGCUUGCCGCUCUCCUGCCUGACGAUGCCACCGCGCUUGGACAUGCUAGAAUCGCAUUGCAAUCGCAAGCCGCUGGGUGAGAUGAACCUCAACGGAUUCUCGGAGCAAGACAUUAUCGCCUGCCGAGUGCCAAACAGUCCGCGUAAGGUAAAACCCGCCGCGGAGAUCACUGAUACACAGAGAGCCUCCUUUGAUAUCAAGAUGAUGCUGUGCACUCUGAAGGAGCAACUGGCUGCGGUGCUAAAGACCAAGCCCGCUCGAGAGACAGCCUCAUUAGCAGACGAGAUGACUGAUCCUGCUGCGCAGCCUGUGGUCUGGAUCAGCAAGUGGGUGGAUUAUUCGGACAAGUAUGGCUUCGGGUACCAGUUGUCCGAUGACGGCGUCGGCGUCAUGUACAAUGACGGCACGCGCUUGAUUAUGUUGGCGAAUGGCUUCAACAUACACUACAUCAAUCGUGAGGGCGACGAGUUGUACUACACGGUGAAGGAGUACCCGUCCAAUCUCGAGAAAAAGAUGAAGCUGAUGAAUUUCUUCCUCAAGUACAUGAACGAGCACCUCAUGAAAGCAGGCGGCUCGAUCGCGGUGAAACAGAGCGAUUCUCUCUCUAGAAUACCUUACAUACACCAGUGGUUCAGGACUCAGACAGCAGUGGUGAUGCAGCUGACCAACGGUACAGUGCAAAUUAAUUUCUUGGAUCACACAAAGAUCAUCAUAUGCCCGCUGAUGGCGGCGGUCACCUACAUUGACCACGACAAAAACUUCAAGACCUACAGAUUCCAGACUAUACAGGAGAGUGGCUGCUGUAAGGGAUUGGCAAAGAAUUUGGCAUAUGCGUAUGAGAAGAUUGGGCUGAUGCUGUCGAAUCCUCAAGCUCGGUAAAAUCAUCCUUGCUGGGGGAAGAAAAUGACAAGAAAAGAAGAAGGACCAUCCCGGGUGUCGCGCCUCUUCGGACACCAUAAACUAUAUAUAGAGACGAUAUUUAUUUGUUGAUAGCGCUGUCUUUCGCAGUAAGAGAGAGAUAGAGAAACGGGCGAGCGUACUGGGGAUUUUGCGGUUAGCGCGACGUUCCCUCUUCCCUCGUUCGACUUUUUUUUACAGACUUAUAGAAUUUUGCUAGCCGACCUUUAUCCUUUCUUUCCAUUUCUUUUUGUCUUUUUUUUCUUUUUUUUACAACUUGGUACGAGAGAAAAGGGUCGAUCGCGCGACGAAGGCGAGAUGCUCUGCGAGAGAGAGAGAGAGAGAUGUUCCAUCAUUGUUAGUUGUGCCGUCUACCACUUGGAAUUAAUCGAGACUCGUCUACCUUUUGUCCGUCUUCGAAAAUGAACGAAGAAACUGCAGUUAACUUGAGAACGUAACAUAAGAUCUCAAAGAGAAAAGAGUUUGUUAUAUUCUGGCCUACUUCCUUAGUUACUUUGAAAUUUUGCCAAUCACUCACGACCCCGCGAGAAAUCCCUCAUCUUCGUUGAUCCGCAACGAUCGCUGAAAAAGUGUCUUGCUCUGACUUUGCGAGUGAAUCAUGCUCGUGAUCCCGCGAUUCCAAAUGUCUCCUUCACCGCGCGGCAAAGACGGGAAAGGCCUGGUGGUGAUUGGGAUAAUCAUGAUUCGACGGAGUAGUGCAAUCUAACGUCCGAUUUCGUUGUCCUAGCCGAGAGAUGAGAGACACGCUGUAAAGCUAGUCCAACUAGCGAGAGAGAUGGCUGACGCAACGUUCAAUUGUCGCUUCCAAAGUGUCGCCACAGCUUCUUCUCGCUCGAAUCCUUUCGUAGCAAUGCGACUCUGAGAUACGAACGCGAGUCAUUGUUCUCAUUAUUGAUUUCUCGAUUAAAAGAAGGAAGAAAUUAAAGCAAAGUAAUGAAAAGGAAAACAAGAAGAAAGAGAAAAAUGAACGUUCCAAGUGACGUGUCCUGGAGUCGCAGUGUGACGACUGCGCUUCAAGUUAAAGCUCGUUUUAGUUGUGACGUAUCAAUGACUGAAAUGUAUAUUAACUAUCUAAAAGAAAAAAAAGGAAAGAAAGAAAGAAAGAAGGAAGGAAAAAACCGUACAGACACAGAAAUCAAUGACGAUUGAGAAUAAAUUAUAUGCUGUAAUAAUGCUAGUUUCCCCUGUUUGACCGUUUCAUUUUCAUGAGCGCUUUUCACGGAUUUGCCGAAAUUAUUCUUAUCUCGUGCAGAUUCCUUUCUAUCGUUAAAUAUACGAAAUACCGAAAUUAUCUAGUCAGAGACGUUACGUGUUGCUGUCUCUGACGCGACGUCACGUAGGGACAACUUAAAUUCGAGAUGUUCCAAAAACUGUUUGGAGAUUUCGUUUUAGCAAUUUAAUAAAUAAUACAUCUUAUUCUCAAUAUGUCAUAACAUUGAUACGACCAAAGUAGAAAUUUAUUGAAAUCGAAUCUGUCCGAACGACGAAUGUGUUUGACGAGUAGUGACAAUUUCUAAAAACUAGAUCGAAAUGAUACAAAAAGUAAAAUGGUAAUGGCAUUGCUUGAAAUGUAAACUCGAGCGAAAAGAUCCGUCAGUGAACGCGCACAAGUACAGAGUCAAUUAUCGCUCAAUUUUUAUCGAAUUGUCCCGUCCGCGAGGACGGGUUUGCCUAAGUAGAGAAAAAGAGACAGUUGUACGAAGACUAAUUUUUUAAACGAAACGAAAUGACCAGUGUUAACGGAAUUGAUGCACGUGGCACGUGCCGCCAGUACUAUAUGAUUCUCGUAACGCUAGAUUGUUACAGAGUCAAGUCGACCUUUCUUUUGUAAUAAGAUUAUUGUGUAGAAUCGGGGAUCAUUACGGAGUUUUCGCGUUUUCGCGCGAUGCAGUUCCCGGAAGAUCUAUUCAAAUGUUUGUACGCUGGAAACUGUUAAAAGCUGUCAGCGUCGCGUCGAGAAAGCGUCGAAACUUUCGUAAGGAUCCGUAAAGGUCAAUUUUCGAUUAUGAAGAAACUGCACGGAAGUGAGUGUAGUUUGUUUCGCGUACAGUAAAAAUAGAUUCCUUACAAUGAAGCGAAGCAGAGAUAAUCGAUGAUUAAUUAGGGGGAUUUAGGAAAAAAAUUCAAAAGAACCAAUAUUAGCUUAGUGAAUGACGUUACGUUAAGUUAGAUACACACAUACACAUACAUGUGCCUAAGCGAGAAACAAUUGUAAUAUGCUAACAAAUUAAGAUGAGUAGAUGUACAUAAAAGGAUAGGUAACCGAUAGGAGUAUGCGAUGGAAAAUGCGAUAAGCGAAUAGAAUGAUACGCUUAAGGCGAAGUAUCGUCGCGUGUUUAGACGAGAGAAUCAUUAGGAUAAUAUUUUUACAAUGUGUCGAUGUACAACACUGUUUUGAGGAGAUUAAAAUAUAAAAUAAACUGUUUUUCGUACUUUAAA
Ooceraea biroi (clonal raider ant) is the source of this 4200-nucleotide messenger RNA. RefSeq names its product Serine/threonine-protein kinase polo (gene polo). Gene Ontology annotation, biological process: protein phosphorylation; mitotic spindle organization. Lineage: Eukaryota; Metazoa; Arthropoda; Insecta; Hymenoptera; Formicidae. Gene Ontology annotation, molecular function: ATP binding; protein serine/threonine kinase activity; protein binding. The record is from RefSeq and is a predicted model, not a curated record. Gene Ontology annotation, cellular component: spindle pole; nucleus; centrosome.